AUGGCUCCGAAGAAAGAUGAGAAAAAGGAAGAAGCUUCAAUACCGGCUGUAGUUCUACUGGAUAGUUUCGAUGAGCGGAUGUAUCCUUGUUCUAGAGAAUUGGGAUCUUGGUGCUUACAAAAGAUUUGCAAUUCACGUCUGAUUGAUUAUACUUUAUCUUGGAUAUUGAGGACCGAUGUUAAGAGAGUAAUACUGCUAAUAAGUGAGAAGAAUAUGGAAGCUGGACAGGACGUAGAGAAACAAUGGCAAUCAUUAUUCGAUUCUAUAACUUUAGUUUGGUGUAAAAAUGCUAUGAGCAUUGGAGAUUGCCUUCGAGAAUUAGAAAGUAGAGCUCUUGUUAAUGGCGACUUUCUUCUUGUUUCUAAUCCGGGUGUUCUGACUUCUUCCACUCUCUCAAAUGAAAUUAUGAAUUUCAAAAAGCGGAGACAAGAAGAUAAGAAUAACGUUAUGACUCAAAUUUACUCGAAUGCCAUCACGCCUAGUAAAACUGUAAUAGGUGUUCAUAGUGAAUCUAAAAGACUCCGACUGUUUCAUUGUGAUGAGGAAUCAGAAACUUUAGAUAUUGAUAAAGUACAUUUCCUUGAAGAUGUUGUUGUACGUCGUGAUAUAACUUUCACUGGGAUAUCUAUAUGUUCAUUGAAUAUUUUAGCUCAAUUCAGUGAUAACUUCGAUUUCCAAGAAAUCGAUGAUGUGAUAAGAGAGUUGUUAGUUAAUGAAGAAUUGUUACUUCAAAAAAUUCAUAUCGAAAUUCUGGAAAACAAUGAAGCUGGUUUUAUGAUAAGAGAUUAUACUGAUUUAUUGUUGGCUAGCACAAUGCUACAGGAGAAUUGGUUCUUCCCGCUAACAUCGCGAGAUUUGAUUACUGAUGUUGCUCGUUACAUGGAUGAUAACAACGAAAACAGAGGAGGUUUCAAGCCAUCCAAAUACUUACCAUCCAACGUUAUUCUCGGUCCAAAAACUGAAGUGGGCAGCUCUUCUCUCUUGUCUAAUGCUGUCAUCGAACGAUCCACUGUGAUAGGAAAUGAUUGUGUUAUUGAAAAUGCUAUAAUUGGCAAAAACUGUACGAUCAAAGAUGGAGUAAAAAUUCGAGAAGCUAUAAUUGGUGACAAUGUAGUUAUUGAGGCUAACAUAUGCUUACCGAUGAAAUGCAUAGCUCUUGGAGGACGGAUAACUAAUGUCACCGAUAUAUCUUCAGUAGGAGUUCUUUCCUUGCAAAAGCCCGAUGAAGAUUGUGACGAAACAAUCCGCGUUGUUGAUAGAAAUGGACAGUAUUUGUGGUUCCUAAAGAAUGGUACAUCUUUCUGGGGUACUAAGAAUAGAAGAAGAACACUGUCCGUAUUAUCGGAAACAAAUUUAACAGAGAGAGAUGAGGCAUCUGAUGACGAUGAAGAAGAAGAAGAUGAAGUUGAGCUUGAUGGACAGUUCCUCGUUGAGGUUGUGGAGAGUAUGGAGAGAAUUCAGCAGUUGCAAAACAGUGAGAGACAUAUGAGUAAUCUUAUUUUGGAAAUCAAUUCUUCAAAACUUGCCUACAACAUAUCAAUGGAAGAUGUUGCUAAAAAUGUGUUUUAUGCUUUCUUAGGACUACCAGGUAACGAAACGAUUGUUGGGAUUAAAGCGUUGGCUACCAAAUGGAAAGCUCUGUUUCAAAAUUAUUAUGACCCUAUCAAAAAUCAAAUUCAAUUACUGUUAGCGAUUGAGGAACGUUUUAAAGAGCAUGAAACUUUUAGAAAUAAAGUUGCUAAGCUUGUUCAUAUACUUUAUAAUGACUUGGACAUUUUGGAAGAGGAAGCUAUAUUGGAAUGGGCCAACUCUAUGCCUCAAGACUCAGAGUUAAGAACAGUUAUGAAACCUAUAGUUGAUUGGUUACAAGAAGAUGAGGAUGAAGACGACGACGACGAAGAAGAAGAAGACUGA
Molecule: messenger RNA, 1914 nt
Organism: Auanema sp. JU1783
Lineage: Eukaryota; Metazoa; Nematoda; Chromadorea; Rhabditida; Rhabditidae
Source: the annotation of a GenBank genome assembly